Messenger RNA from Aspergillus pseudoviridinutans, 417 nucleotides. RefSeq lists its product as uncharacterized. The transcript has a single exon. The coding region runs from base 1 to 417 and encodes 138 amino acids. The record is from RefSeq and is a predicted model, not a curated record. NCBI's taxonomy places the organism in Eukaryota, Fungi, Ascomycota, Eurotiomycetes, Eurotiales, Aspergillaceae.
AUGAACCGCAAGCAAGCCGUUGCAACCAACUCUGAACGCCAUGCUAAUCAAGUAGAAGGAAAGUCCGUAACCCAAUCGCAACUUGACAUCAAUUCCAAGUCCAUCCUGGAUUAUACCGCGACCGAAAUCCCCAGUAUUGACGGUUUCAACCAGUAUAUGCCUGGCUCUUCCGUCGGAAUGUCAACCGUCAAGAUCACAAGCGACCUCGAGUCAUAUCUGGCUUCACUCCGAUCGUAUCUAGCCAGCAAUGACUUCGCGGCAUCCCAACUUGAGGACAAAGAAAACGAAGACCACUCAAAAUCAGGCCAGCCGCCAGCUCCAUUGCAACAGUCCCAAAAGCCGAGAGAAUGCAGGCCAUAUGAACAAGUCCGAGUCAAGGGCUCGGCUGCAAACAAUAAUAUGUCCCAUCGCCGGUAG